GGAUGGGGGCCCAGGUGCAUCGCGGCCGCUGACCCUCAGGCUCUGUCCGUCCUCCUUUUUUUCCCUUCCGGAAGUGCCGGGAUGGGAGGCUGAGCAUUUGUGACACCUGCAUUUCUGUGGCUCCCUCCUCUUCCCCCCACCCUAUAUGUUUAUCUCCUCGCUUUCCAGAUGUUCCUUUUAAUCAGGCUGUCGCUUCUUGCGUGAGGAAAAGCACUUCACGUGGAGCAGGAGACGGGUUUCAGACCUGGACCUUACCACUCUUAAGUUGAAGUCCCCGAGCCUCAGUUUCACCCACAGUAUUUUUGCCUUGCCUCACCUGGUUUUGAGGAUCAGUAUGAAGGAGAGGGAGGAAAUGGACAUUUAUUGAGUUCCUCCAAGGCCAAGUACCAUGCAGACUGCUUUAUCAGCCACGUUUAAUUUUCAUUACUUGGUGUUCCUAGAGCUCUCAUUUCACAGUUCUUAAGCUCACAAGGGUUAACUGACCUGGUCUCACAUAGCUGCAGGCUCUGCGUGGACGCCCAGACCCCUCUGCUCCCCAUGGGCAACUGCCAGGCAGGGCACAACCUGCAUCUAUGUCUGACCCACCACCCACCUCUGGUCUGUGCCACCUUGAUCCUGCUGCUUCUUGGCCUCUCUGGCCUGGGUCUUGGUGGCUUCCUCCUUACCCACAGGACUGGCCUGCGCAGCCCUGACAUCCCUCAGGACUGGGUCUCCUUUUUUAGAUCUUUUGGCCAGCUGACCCUGUGCCCCAUGAAUGGGACAGCCACAGGGAAGUGGCAAGAGUCUCACGUCGUGGGCUUACUGACCACCUUGAACUUCAGAGAUGGUCCAGACAGGAACAAAACCCAGACAUUCCAAGCCACAGUCCGGGGUAGUCAGAUGGGACUGAAAGGAUCCUUUGCUGAAAAGAUGGUCCUCAUCACAGCCAGGGUGAACAAAGAAAGGACCCUAGGAACCUGCCUAUAUUUUAGUGCUGCCCCAGGAAUCCUGCCUACCAGCCAGCCACCCAUAUCCUGCUCCGAGGAGGGGGCAGGAAAUGCCACACUGAGCCCUAGGAUGGGUGAGGACUGUGUCAGGGUCUGGAGUCACGAAGGCCUUGUGCUUACCAAGCUGCUCACCUCGGAGGAGCUGGCUCUGUGUGGCUCCAGGCUGCUGGUCUUGGGCUCCUUCCUGCUUCUCUUCUGUGGCCUUCUCUGCUGUGUCACUGCUGUGUGCUUCCACCCACGCCGGGAAUCCCACUGGUCUAGAACCCGGCUCUGAGGGCACUGGCCUAGUUCCCACCAUGUUCAGGUGUGAAUCAACUUCUGGGGCCUUGGUUAUGAGUUGAAAGCAAUGUUACAAAAAGUGAAGAGCUGGAAUGUGGGGGAAAUAAAAGGCUUGUUUUCCCAGUGUUGCCUAAGGUGUUUAUUGGGGAUUGGAUUGAGAUGAGAACUUUAGGAUUAGACAAGCUUGGGAGGCUUGGGAC
Messenger RNA from Cynocephalus volans (Philippine flying lemur), 1465 nucleotides. RefSeq names its product transmembrane protein 219 (gene TMEM219). The transcript has 6 exons. Lineage: Eukaryota; Metazoa; Chordata; Mammalia; Dermoptera; Cynocephalidae. The coding region runs from base 538 to 1260 and encodes 240 amino acids. The record is from RefSeq and is a predicted model, not a curated record.